Musca domestica (house fly) is the source of this 1146-nucleotide messenger RNA. Its product is annotated as serine/arginine repetitive matrix protein 1-like. The coding region runs from base 1 to 1146 and encodes 381 amino acids. The record is from RefSeq and is a predicted model, not a curated record. Lineage: Eukaryota; Metazoa; Arthropoda; Insecta; Diptera; Muscidae. The transcript has 4 exons.
AUGGCUGCCUACUUGCCCAAUCAAGACUGCCGUUUAGAUGAUCGCAGCCGCAGUCCCAACCAAUCCGCACGUCCAACAGCGAGAAGUUCUAGCAGACCCAGACGCCCAACCGAACCCAUUCCCAGCAGACCGGCUCAUAGACACCGCAGACUUCCCAGUUCCACAUCGCCAGAAAGACGUCAACGAAGCCGCUCCGCUGCAAGAUCCCGCCAACGCCAAGAACGACCCAGCUAUUGGCAGUACUCCUAUAUGGCUGCCUACUUGCCCAAUCAAGACUGCCGUUUAGAUGAUCGCAGCCGCAGUCCCAACCAAUCCGCACGUCCAACAGCGAGAAGUUCUAGCAGACCCAGACGCCCAAGAUGGAUACAGUUUACACUAGAUGCUUCUGUUGAGAUUCGUGGAUUUUGUGACGCAUCGGGAGCGCAUAUGGCUGCCUACUUGCCCAAUCAAGACUGCCGUUUAGAUGAUCGCAGCCGCAGUCCCAACCAAUCCGCACGUCCAACAGCGAGAAGUUCUAGCAGACCCAGACGCCCAACCGAACCCAUUCCCAGCAGACCGGCUCAUAGACACCGCAGACUUCCCAGUUCCACAUCGCCAGAAAGACGUCAACGAAGCCGCUCCGCUGCAAGAUCCCGCCAACGCCAAGAACGACCCAGCUAUUGGCAGUACUCCUGUGGGUUGUGUCAGGAGGACCAUGCCCUCAGUGCUUGCGAGAGGUUUCGCCACCAGACCCCCUUCCAGCGCUAUGAGACUGUGGAGCGUAGGGGAUAUGGCUGCCUACUUGCCCAUCAAGACUGCCGUUUAGAUGAUCGCAGCCGCAGUCCCAACCAAUCCGCACGUCCAACAGCGAGAAUUCUAGCAGACCCAGACGCCCAACCGAACCCAUUCCCAGCAGACCGGCUCAUAGACACCGCAGACUUCCCAGUUCCACAUCGCCAGAAAGACGUCAACGAAGCCGCUCCGCUGCAAGAUCCGCCAACGCCAAGAACGACCCAGCUAUUGGCAGUACUCCUUUGGGUUGUGUCAGGAGGACCAUGCCCUCAGUGCUUGCGAGAGGUUUCGCCACCGACCCCUUCCAGCUCUAUGAGAAUGUGGAGCGUAGGGGGUACUGCGAAAUUGCCUUGCCAGAAGUCAUUUGGCCCCUGA